AUGACUCCUCUUGGGCGAGGUGAGCUGUUUCCUCUGCUGCUGCUGAGCUGGAGCUGCCUCAUCGAUUCUUCCUUUAUCAAUAUCAAUCGUGGGAUGAGUGUGAUGAAGGGACAUUCUGCUUUCCUGUCAAGAGAAGACCUGCAAUUUUCCAUUCCCAAAGAGAAAGAUGCCUGCAAAGUGGAAGUGGUGAUGGAUGAGCCAAUAACUCAGAGAGUCGGAAAACUCACUCCGCAGGUAUUUGACUGCCACUUCCUCCCUAAUGAAGUGAAGUACACUCAUAAUGGAUGCCCCAUCUUAGAUGAAGAUACAGUUAAAAUUAGGCUAUAUAGAUUUACAGAAACAGAAACUUUCAUAGAGACCUUCAUACUUCGGAUUCAGCUUCUGGAACCUGACUGCCACAUCAUUCGGAUGAGUGCCAGGACUCUGGAGGUCCCUAAGUUCAAAGGCCUGUCUGGAGCGAUCGAUAAGAAUGUACUUAGUUUUGAGUAUGAAAGGAAAAUCGGUCUGGAGUGCACCAUCAAACUAGAGCCUCUUGAAACUCACUUACCAGCUCAUGGGCACGUUGUCAUCAUGGAGCCUCAAGAGGAACCUCGGGGUGAUCAGCCUCGUGGUUUUUUCCGUGGAUCCCAACACAGAAUUGAUCCCAAUUGCUCAAGUGGGAGCUGUACUACAGGGUUGAAGAAAAUUGAAAAUCUCCAAGUGAGUUGUGAAGAGUUCCUACUCAUGGAGUUGAGAUAUCAGCACCUGGCUCCUCCUUCACCCAAUGUUGAUUACAUCUCUAUCAGACUGGACCUUAUCGAUAGAAGGAGUAAAACCAUAUACAAGUCUGAAAAUGCAUGGUUGCCUAUUCACAUCAAGGGUGCCAUUCCAAACCAGAUCCCCAGAGCCGCAUUCACACCUUUGUAUAUUCUGGAGGUGGACCAGUUCAUCUUGAGCUCCUUGUCAACCUCGACUGUGGACUGUGAAGAUGACGAGACACCCAAAUCCUUGCUGGUGUUCAACAUAACCGCACCCCCUCUCCAGGGCUACAUAACUCAUCUGUCUGACCACACUAAACCCAUCUCCUCCUUCACUUGGGAAGACCUAAAUGAGAUGCAGAUUGCUUAUCAGCCCCCAAACAGCAGCCAUACGGAGAGGAGGCAUUUUGAGGUGGAGUUUGAGGUUCAUGACUUCUUUUUUGAAAGGAGCUCACCAAUUACUGUCCAUAUCUCCAUACGAAAAGCAGAUACAAAUGCCCCAAGAGUCUCUUGGAACAUGGGUCUGAAUCUUCUGGAAGGACAGUCUCGGCCCAUCACUUGGGAGCAGCUUCAGAUAGUAGAUAAUGAUGACAUCAGCACCGUCCGUUUGGUCACAGUAGAUGGCUUACAGCAUGGACGACUCACUGUCAGAGGAGGGAAAGGAUUCAUUUUCACCGUGGCUGACAUUCAGGCCGGGGUGGUUCGCUAUCAUCAUGAUGACAGUGACUCCACAAAGGAUUUCGUAGUCUUCAGGAUUUCUGAUGGUCACCACAGCAUUCGCCAUAAGUUUCCCAUCAACAUCCUGCCGAAGGAUGACAGCCCCCCUUUCCUCAUCACCAACAUGGUCAUUGAACUGCACGAGGGACAGACCAUCCCAAUACAAGAAUCCAUGCUGCAGGCUUCUGACGUGGACUCCAGUGAUGACUAUAUUUUCUUCAAUAUCACCAAGCCUUCCCGAGCAGGAGAGAUCGUGAAGAAGCCAGGACCAGGCUUUAUUGAUGAUGUUGGUAAAACUGCUCAGGAAGCUAGAUGCGUCUUCUGGGCUAGAUCCAGGGCUCAUGGACAUAUGGAAAGAAGGUUUGCUACCCUGAUAAGCUUUAUAGACCUUCCACUUGGUAUGGAGCACGCUGCCCUGUUGUCACCACACUCUAAUUGCAGUCAGGCCAUGCUGGGCCUUUGA
Tachyglossus aculeatus (Australian echidna) is the source of this 1917-nucleotide messenger RNA. Its product is annotated as FRAS1-related extracellular matrix protein 1-like. The record is from RefSeq and is a predicted model, not a curated record. NCBI's taxonomy places the organism in Eukaryota, Metazoa, Chordata, Mammalia, Monotremata, Tachyglossidae. The transcript is spliced from 9 exons. Bases 1 to 1917 code for a protein of 638 amino acids.